AUCGUGCUUUCAGUCUACCUCGGUGGUGCGCGUUUGGCGUGUCUCUCGGUGUGUGGCUCAUUGUGCGUGAGGGGGGGGACACAUCGUUGGAGCCGCUCACCAACGUAGGUUUGCGUGCGCGUGAGUCCUGUUCCCGGACGGUGAAUAGACGUAUGUAUAAAAGGAAGGACAUAGACUGUCGUGAAAGCUUUUGCGAGUGAGAAGAGAACAUUUUCCUCGUAAUGCCCUGGGCAUGUUGUACCGACAUUCAGGUAAUACGCACAAUAGUCAUCCCCUCGGGGGGAAGGACCGGUCGUUUCUGCCCUCAUGCGAGGGAUUUUCUUUUUUGGUGUACCUGAGGUCAUACAGCACACACACUGGGCUUCGAGAGCGAGAGAGUAGUUCACAAGAUAGGAGGGGAGGGAAAGAGUAAGACUGAUAGAGGACAGAGAGUGAGAAGGGGGGAGGUAGUGGUGGAAAAAGAACUCGUCCUCCAUUACUUGCUUGCAAGCAAAUGGUGGAUCGCUGCUUAUGAGUCUCUUUGUUAAAUUCCUUUAUAUCUAUCUUCGAUCUUUUUCGAUUUACUCAUUUCUCUCGCGACUGUUAUUCUCACUAUUCAUCUCAGAUCUUUCACAAAGCGUUCGUACAGAUGUCAAUGGCACAAUUUUGCAUUGUUACCCUUAUCGCGGAUGGACUUCAGUUACAGUGUUUGUUAUGAUUCUGCCUUUGGUAUACUAUCUCUUUCGCUGCGUAGGAAAAACAUUAAUUGCGUGUUAUUUAGUCACGGUCUUCUUAUCACAGUGCGCAGCGAUUUAACACGGCAGUAUAGUGGCAUGAGUCAAUUAAUCUAUGGCAGAUCAACAAGAUCAGUUGUUGUCAGGGGGGUCUGUAGAGAAGGCCAGUGCUUCAGCAGGUACCUCUAAAAUUAGAGGGAAAAGCUCAGGCAGUGGUACAAGUGGCUAUAGAAAGCGACAAAGUAGUAGUAUCCCAGUGCCAGUAGAAGAGAAAAGACGCAGACAAACUAUUGGUGAUCCGCAACCACCUCAGGACCUUGACAACACAUCUGCACAUAGACAUUCUAUAGAUUCUUCAAAAGGAGAAGACAAGAUAAAGGGUGAACGUAGAAAUCAUGGAAGUGGUUUAGGACCAUUCCUAGAUACAGAUUGGAGACUGCAACACAAGGUUCAGCAGUCUAAUUGUGGUAUUAGUGGUAAUACAAGAGUUCGCAACACGAGAACAAGUUUGCCAGAGUUAAACUUGACAGCUAUAGAUUGUGUAGCUUCGCGGACUCGUUCUCGUACUCCACAAAAUUCAGCAACUUUAUUGCAAGCAAGCAGUAGCUACAACUUAUCAUUAAAUAGUGGCUAUAGUAAUCGAAAAUCAUCUUCAACGUACAACAACUUGGCAUCAUCAUCGAGUGCUACUCCUGUUUCUAGCAAUUCAACUACGUCAAGGGAAAGAGAUCAGACUGUAUCAUUAGGCCUGAGGAUGAGCGAAUGUCUGGAAGGAUUUGUGUCUGCUGUCAAAGCACUUUUUCCAAUAUCAACACAAACGUACCAUCAAGAAGGGUCCAAAGCACACGGUGGUGCAACCUGUACAAGUAGCAGUACGAGUAGUCAAAUCUUGGGUGUGAAGUCCAACGUCAGAGUGGGUAACACAGCUAGCAAUUCUGUGGAGAGUGGUGGGGGGGCGUUGGCACAUGACGGGGCAGGCACUAGUGGCAUUACAUCAACAGCCACUACCAAUCCAGCUGUGUCUGCCACCGCUACUGCCACCCCUGCACACCCUCAUCCUACACAAAAACAUCCACUUCGUUCGCGUAUAAAACUCUUAAGUGAACAACCUAAGGAACUGCCAUCGAGUAACAAGACUUCAGGAAAACAUAAAAAAGACUCCACGACGGGUUCCUGUUCUAGCUCAAGACAUCGCUCUUCGUCACGAGCACGGAAAUCAAUGGUGGAAAGUACUUCUGGAGGUACCGGAAAUAUAAUGUCAGGGAAUGAAUCUAUUACUAACAGUGCUACGCCAACAUCUGUAUCAUCUUCUAUUCCUGGUAGCCAGUUAGUUACUACAACGGGUGAAGAUGAAGCAGGAUCAGCUGUAACAUCUGCUACUGCGAGUGGAGGACCAUCUGGAUUAUCUGGUACAACAGGAGAUAGUGAAAGUGAUGAUGGUGAAGUUGGGAGAUUACAAGCAUUAUUAGAAGCUAGAGGUUUACCUCCUCAUGUAUUUGGUGCAUUAGGGUCACGAAUGCAACAUCUUCUAAAUAGAAGUAUGGGAGCAAGCUCAGCUGCAAAAGCACAACAGCUCCUUGCUGGCUUACAAGCUGUUGAUGAUGAAGGCGAACAAUUACAAGCUGUCAUAGGAAUGGGAGAAAUACUUGUUAUGGGAAAUGAAGAUACAUUAACAGGUUUUCCUGUUAAACAAGUCGUUGCAGCUUUAAUAAAUUUACUUGGAAUAGAGCACAACUUCGUUAUAAUGACACAUGCUUGUCGUGCUUUGACAUACAUGAUGGAAGCUUUGCCUCGAUCUUCUACCGUUGUUGUUGAUGCUGUACCAGUAUUUCUACAGAAGUUAGAAUCAAUUGAAUGUAUGGACGUUGCUGAACAAUGCUUAACUGCUUUGGCUAUGUUAUCCCGUCGACAUAGCAAAACAAUAUUACACGCGGGUGGUGUAUCAGCUUGUUUGAAAUUUGUUGAUUUCUUCAAUAUCACGGCUCAACGCGCAGCAUUAACAAUCACAGCUAAUUGUUGUCAAAAUCUUCAUCCUGAUGAUUUUCAUCUAGUCGCAGAGAGCUUACCAUUGUUAACAAACAGACUGACGAAUCAGGAUAAAAAAAGUGUUGAAUGUGUUUGCCAAGCUUUCAGUCGAUUGGUUGACAGUUUUCAACAUGACCCAGUUAUGUUACAUAAAAUUAUCAAUGCGGAACUUCUGCAAAAUUUACAACAGUUGCUCAUGAUUACACCACCUGUAAACAGUAUUGGCAACUUCAUAACAGUGCUACGAAUGUUAUCUGUGAUAUCAAAUCGCUGUCCUGAUUUGGCGCAGCUGCUUUUACAACAAAAUAUAGCUUUCACAUUAAGUUAUCUUUUAACUGGAUCUUUGGAAAUAAAAACUGAAGAUGUAGAGUUAGUACCACGUUCACCACAAGAAUGGUUUGAAAUUACUUGUUUAAUUGAGGAACUUAUGCCUCCGCUACCAACUGAUGGUAUAUUCAGUGUAAAUAGUUUACUCGAAAGGACCAGUAGUCAACAAGAAACAGUCCAUUGGGAGUGGCGUGAUGAAAGGCAUUGCUGUCAUCCAUUCAGCACUAUUGAUUCUAGGAUUAUUGAGAUGGCAUUUCAAAAUGGUGAAGAUGAAAUAUGUCUUUCUACUCUAGGAAGGACAUAUACAAUAGAUUUGACUGUGAUGAAGCAGAUUAAUGAGGAUAUUGGAAUGGCACGGAGUAUAUUUCGUAGAGUGAAUGCUCAUCCUGUUGAGGGUAAAAGUCCUACUUGCUCAUCUAGCAUGGACGUAGUACCUCCAGUUAUCGAGACAAAUGAAUGGCUGGUAUCUUUUAUACGAACUUUAUUCUCCGUACUCUACGAAGUUUAUAGUAGUUCGGCCGGGCCUGCUGUAAAAUGUAAAUGUUUACGUGCACUUCUUCGUAUGGUAUAUUAUGCCUCAACUGAUUUAUUAAAGGAUGUUUUGAAAAAUCAAGUUGUAUCAUCGCAUAUAGCAGGAAUGUUAGCAUCGCAAGAUUUACGAAUAGUUAUAGGAGCUCUACAAAUGGCAAGUAUCUUAAUGAAAAGAUUACCGCAAGUAUUUGGGGUCCAUUUCCAUCGUGAAGGUGUCUUACAUCAAAUACGGCAAUUAGCUGAUCCUGAAAUACCUCUUGGAGUUUCACCGCCCAAGUGCUCUUCUGGUACAUCAUUACCAAGUCCACAACCAGGUCCGUCUACACCUAUUUCUUCCACCAUGAUGUUGUCCUCUAGUAGUGCUACGUCACCUAUUGCUUCUCCAUCAACAAAUGGUAAUAUAUUAUUUGGCGCAGUUGCAACAUGUCAAAUGAAGCCAAAUCUUACCCCUUCAAUGGAUACACAUAGUAGGACAGAUUUGAAUACCACCGUAGAAGAUGCAAGUACACCGCAAAGUGCUCAUCUAAGGAUCGGAGAUGUUUUGAAAAGAAAACGUCAAAACAAGAAAGGUCGGUUCUCUAGAUUGGGUGGUACUGGGACGCAGCAAACGCAACAACCAGAAUCACUUUUCACUGGUUUUACACAAAAGAAUAAUCGAUUUUUGGGAAAUCUUAAUCCUGCUAGAUGGGGAAGAAAAUCAUCAUCGUCAAGCACUGUUAGUGAUAAGAGAGACACAAGUUCAUCAACCAGUUUAUCAAAACCACCAAGUAAUCCAAAUUUAUCAGGUGGUAAUCGGGAUAAGGCAAAAGCAUGGGUACGCGAACAAGCUGCUCAAUUCCUAGCAAGAUAUCAAGAUGAUGCACCUUGCACCCAUCCAGCGUUAACGGUUCUUGCGCGACUUACAGCCGCAAUACAACGAUUACAAUCAAAUCAAUUAGACGAAAUGUUCUCAGCGCUUACCGAAUUACGAGAUAUUGUACUAGAAAGUGAUAUAUCUCCGUUCGAAAUGAAUUAUAGUGGUCUUAUAAAAGCUUUGUUGAACUACCUCACAACCACAGACGCACCUGGAAAUCGUUAUGAUCGUUUACGGAUGUUCUGGCAACUAUUUGCAGAGUCUACUAUACAGCAAGACAACAAUGUCGUAGAUCUUCAACCGGGAGCAUUCGGUGCUCUUGUCGCAAAAUUGAACAGUUGUGUUGCACAGUUGGAACAAUUUCCAGUAAAGGUUCAUGAUCUACCAGCUGGAUCCGGUGCUGGACGUGGAGGAACUAGUGCUCUUAAAUUUUUCAAUACACAUCAGUUGAAGUGCAAUCUUCAGCGGCAUCCAGAUUGUAAUAAUUUAAAACAAUGGAAGGGAGGUACUGUAAAAAUUGAUCCUCUUGCAUUAGUGCAAGCAAUAGAACGAUAUUUAAUGGUUCGUGGCUACGGUAGAAUACGGGAUGCAGAAUCUUUGGUUAGUGACGAUGAUAAUAGCGAAGAUGAUAUAGAUGAUACCUUGGCAGCAGUUGUUAUAAGUCAAGGCUCUGCAAAACACAAGCUCCAAUUUUUGAUAGGGGAUGAAGUAUUACCUUUUAAUAUGACCGUAUACCAGGCAGUAAGACAAUUUGGUUGUUCUGGUAUAGAUCAUUCAGAAGCAGAAGCAGAUGGUGAACCUCCUUUGGGACACGAUGCAGUAUGGGUGCAAACUCAUACGAUAUAUUACAGACCUGUACCAGAGGACGAGGCCACGACAUCUUCCAAACCAGGAUCGAGUUCACAAUGCGGUAGUAGAAAAGGCAAAGGCAAGAGUACAAAGAUCAGUUCAAAGCGAAAAGAAGAUAGUCUUUGGUUGGAAGGAAUAGUACCAGCGCAACGAUGUCCACUUACUCCUUAUCUAUCUCCAUCUUUGCCACCAUCUGUAACUAUAUCGGAUGCUUCUUUAGACGGCUUAUGUCUAUUGCGGCUUUUACAUGCACUUAAUCGUCAUUGGGGUGUUCUAUUUCCUCAUCUGAAAAGUAUGAGCCUAUUGUCUCCACAAGAUUUCAUAAAUAACAAGAUAGCGGCAAAGGCGAGUAGACAACUACAGGACCCGUUAGUUAUUAUGACUGGAAAUUUACCAUCAUGGUUGCAGCAAAUAGCAACAGUAUGCCCUUUUCUAUUCCCAUUUGAAACGAGGCAGUUGCUAUUGUACGCAACAUCCUUUGAUCGUGAUAGAGCACUCCAGCGUCUUUUAGACUCUGCUCCAGAAUUGUCAGGCUCUGACAGUCAAGAACGUGUUACUCCGCGUUUAGAAAGAAGAAAAAGAACCAUUUCCAGAACGGAUAUUUUGAAACAAGCGGAACAAGUUAUUCAAGACUUAGCUUCCAGCAAAGCUCUUCUUGAAGUGCAAUAUGUCAAUGAGGUCGGAACUGGCUUGGGCCCAACUUUAGAAUUUUAUGCGCUAGUUUCUAAAGAACUUCAACGUGCUGACUUGGAUCUCUGGCAUGGUAGUUCAAACCCUACGGAGACAGGUUACGUUAAUCCUAUGCAUGGACUCUUUGCAACACCAAUACCGUGGAGUACUAAAGUGUCACAUCUCGCGAAACUCAAAACUAAAUUUAAAUUUCUUGGUAAAUUUAUGGCAAAAGCAAUAUAUGACUCAAGAAUGUUGGAUCUACCAUUUAGUUUAACAUUUUAUCGUUGGUUGUUGGGAGAAGAGCAUACGCUUACUUUAGCAGAUUUAAUAUACGUUUGUCCUGAUAUACAUCGUACCCUCACGAAAUUGCAAGAAGUGGUAAGACGAAAAGAAAUAAUGGAAAAGGAUCAAAGUUUAAGAAUGACGGAGAGAGCACAACGAAUUGAAGCGCUAGAUUUGGACGGUUGUCCUAUUUCUGAACUUGGACUUGUCUUCGAAUUACCAGGUUACGAAAAUAUAGAACUAAGGAAAGGAGGAAGUGACAUACCUGUCACCAUUCAUAAUUUGGAUCAAUAUAUCAAGUUGGUAACACAUUGGUUCCUCUACGAAGGAGUUUUUAGACAAAUGGAAGCGUUUCGAGAAGGAUUCGAAUCGGUAUUUCCGCCGGCGCAAUUGCGAUUAUUUUUCCCAGAAGAAUUGGAAGCUGUAUUCUGUGGACACACGCAAGGUGGUGGCCAAUGGGAUACAAAAACCCUUUUGGAAUGUUGCCGUACAGAUCAUGGUUAUACACCAGAUUCUCGGGCUAUACGUUUCUUAUUUGAAGUCUUAUCCAAAUACAAUAGCGAGGAGCAAAGACAAUUUAUUCAAUUUGUUACUGGAUCACCACGAUUACCUGUUGGAGGCUUUAAGAGUUUGACCCCACCCUUAACGAUAGUGCGGAAAACUUUCGAUCCAUCGAUGAAAACUGAUGACUUUUUACCAUCUGUAAUGACUUGCGUAAAUUAUUUAAAAUUGCCUGACUAUACUACCUUGGAAAUAAUGCGAGAAAAAUUAAGAAUAGCAGCACAAGAAGGUCAACACUCAUUCCACCUUUCCUAGAAAUGGAUGGGAAAAUCACCGCCGCGCGUCUUUCUUUUUUCGCUGUCGCAUUAUAUUCAGGUUGAGACCACUAAUUCAAAUAUAUAUAGAAAGAAUUUUUCUUUUUUCUUUUUUUUUUCUUUCUUUUUUUUUUUUCUUUUUUUUUUCUCUCUCUCUUCUAUUCCAAAUCACAAAACAACGAUAAAACACGGUUUUUAUACUUUGUAUAAAUUUGUUCGCAAUUUGUUUUAUUUUUAAUUUGUCCAGACUUCUCUUUGUUCAUAAUGGGUUCAAACUAGAUAUUUAUCUUAUUACUACGUACGUUUCGGAAUGUGAUAUACUUUAUCAGAAAAAGUGCAAAAAAAAUCAAUGAUGUUAGCCUCACCACGUAGGUUUUUCUCUCUGUGGUGAUAUUAUGCGCUAGAUAAGCUUAAGUGCGCAACCUGAUUCUAGGAACUUAUCUUCGGUGUGUGUAAUGAUAAUAAAAAAAGGAAUGUAAAUAUAGUUUAAUGAGAACGCAAGUUUACAUAUAAAUACUUUAUAUUACGAUAGUAAAAAAAAAAAAAAAUUGAUAUUGCUAUAAAACUAUAUUAUAUAUAUAUACAUAUAUAUAUAUAUAUAUAUAUAUGUAUCUAUAUAUACAUACAUAUAUAUACAUAAAUAUAUACAUAUAUAUAUAUGUAUAUAUAUAUAUAUAAGUAUAUAUAUAUACAUACUUUAGCUCUCCCAGAGGACGUUUACUAGAUAUAAGUAAAUUUUAUAUCAGUGAUGCAUUUAGCAUCGCCAUGUGUAUCGCCAAUCUUAUGCCUCAUAAUCUACGAGGAAUAUAUGAGCUAAAAUCAGUAAAUAAAAUACAUGCUGCUACAAAGUAGCACGUGUUUUACAUCUCAACUGUAAAGAGAGAGCGCCAACUCGUGAAUGUGUGGCAGCAUAAUAUCAUUCUUUGUGCCCUCUUUUCUCUCAUGAUAUAGAUCGAUCUCUUAUGUUCGCCGCUUAAUCUACGGCACUUGCGAGCAUUGCACUAAUUUCGUGCAACACUCCUAUAUAUUUAAAUUUAUAAUCUACGUAUCAUUAAUUAAUUAUUAUAUUAUUUGAUAUCUUUAUUCUAGGUAAGAUAGUCGAAUUAUUACUUUACUUAACUGUGUAAGGAUGCAGCCAGCAUCGUCAGACCGUAUUCCCAUCGUGGUUGUGCGAACAGAAGAAAAUUCUUAUGUCCACUUAAAUACAGGCCAAGCAUCAUAUUUAUGGAGAAAAAAAAACAACAAUAACAACAACAACAAAAAAAAACAAAUAAAACAAAAUGUAAGACUCUGUAUAAUACGAAAUAGAAAAGUUAUCAAUUAUAAGCGAAGCUGGUGUAUCAAAUGGAUCAUAUAUAACGACGUAUAUUAAUUUCUUAAAUUCAGGCGCAAGAGGUUCAUAAAGAAAAUUUACGUGUAUAAGUCGGGUGCUAAAGUUAUUACCGCCGCGUACAUAUAUGCAUCACGUUAAUAACCUCUUAUCAAAAAAAAAAAAAAAAAAAAAAAAAAAAAAGGAAAAAAAAAUUAGUUCGAUUAUUAAUACGAUUAUUAUACCAUGUAACAUUGCUCUUGCAGGCCAUAAAUUGUUUUCCUAAUAUACAAUUCAGUGCAAUUAGAAGAUCCAUCUCUAAUGGACUAGUAACAGUUGUAUUCAUUUCAAUAUUUUAUUGUAGUUUAUUAAAUAUACUUAAAAAGAUAAUAGAGCUGCCGAUAUCAUGCCACCACAAUGUUUAAUAUGUGAUAUAUGCUGUGUGAUUACACACGUACAUCAGGCAAUGUUACAUGUACUGCAAUCAACAUAAUGUAUAAGGUACAUAGUUAUUUUUUAUCGUGUCCUUUCACAAUAUGUGACGACGAACGACGAAAGGUAAUACGUAAAUACAAUAAUACAUAGAAGCAAAAGAAAUCUAAAUGAAAGAAAAUAUGUUCAACCAACAGUCUUAUAUACACAUUAUAAGAAACGUGUAAUGGUUCGAGAUACAAUUCAAACACAUGUCAUUAAUAUUAUAAACAAAGUUAUAUUUAUAUCAAUCCAUUAGUAUAAAGGACUUUUUCUUUACACAA
Vespa velutina is the source of this 9131-nucleotide messenger RNA. RefSeq names its product E3 ubiquitin-protein ligase TRIP12 (gene ctrip). The coding region runs from base 829 to 7068 and encodes 2079 amino acids. The record is from RefSeq and is a predicted model, not a curated record. The transcript is spliced from 25 exons. Gene Ontology annotation, cellular component: nuclear speck. Gene Ontology annotation, molecular function: ubiquitin protein ligase activity; zinc ion binding. NCBI's taxonomy places the organism in Eukaryota, Metazoa, Arthropoda, Insecta, Hymenoptera, Vespidae. Gene Ontology annotation, biological process: DNA damage response; regulation of double-strand break repair; protein polyubiquitination.